AGGGUUUCGUUCUUGCGACUAUAAAACCAGAAUCACGAGGCGCUAACGCUUCCAGCGUGCCGGCGACAACUCUCGGAGGGAGCUUCUCAUUCCGAUUGGCCUUCUUCCUCCGUCUGCUCAGACAUGCCGAAGCAAAUCCACGAGAUCAAGGAUUUCCUCCUCACUGCUAGGAGGAAGGAUGCACGCUCUGUGAAGAUCAAGAGGAGCAAGGAUGUGGUGAAGUUCAAGGUUCGCUGCUCCAAGUACCUCUACACUCUUUGCGUCUUUGACUCCGAGAAGGCCGACAAGUUGAAGCAAUCUCUUCCUCCAGGUUUGAGCGUGCAAGACCUGUGAGAAGAUGGCUUUGUUUCGUAUCCAGUAGAGUCGUUAACGAGACACAUGCACUUCCUGUUUUUGAAGAUUUAUUUUCUUACCAGUAUCUAGAGGUUGACCUGGAUUUGGUUAUUAAUUUUUAUGUUAUGAGGAAAAUAUGGCUUAUGCUGGAUUAUGUGAUAUGGUACCUGUGAACCUUUCUGGCCAUCAUCUUGUUUGGAUUGAGUAAGAAUCUAAGCUUAUUUUUGUUGAUAUGGAAUCAAUAUGGUUUUCUUUUUUCUGA
Molecule: messenger RNA, 595 nt
Organism: Eucalyptus grandis
Lineage: Eukaryota; Viridiplantae; Streptophyta; Magnoliopsida; Myrtales; Myrtaceae
Product: 60S ribosomal protein L38
Exons: 3
Coding region: 124-333 (69 amino acids)
Biological process (GO): protein-RNA complex assembly; translation
Cellular component (GO): cytosolic large ribosomal subunit; ribosome
Molecular function (GO): structural constituent of ribosome
Source: RefSeq, a predicted model, not a curated record